AUGGCCGACAUCCAAGAGAAGGUGUCGCCAGCCCCGGCUCCGGCCCCGCCGCGAGAGACCACUGCCGAUAACUCGGUCGUCGUGGACUCGACCGUUGAGGACAAUACCGAUGCCCGCAAGACGCAUGUCAACAUCGUUGAGCAUGCCCGUUCUGCAGCCCACAAAGAGCGCAAUAUGACCAUCCGUCAGGGCAUCAAGCUCUAUCCUAAGGCCAUCUUUUGGAGUGUUCUCAUCUCCACGUGUAUUGUGAUGGAGGGCUACGAUAUCUCCCUCGUUAAUAACUUCUACGCUUUUCCUCAAUUCAACAAAAAGUACGGUGUUCUGGGUGACAACGGAGAAUACCAGGUACCUGCUGCUUGGCAGGCUGGCCUGAGUAAUGGAGCUCACUGUGGUGAGAUCAUUGGUCUCUUCAUCAAUGGCUGGAUCUCUGAGCGUUUCGGCUACCGUUAUACCGUCAUGGCAUGUCUUGUCUGUGUAGCUGGUUUUACAACCAUCUUCUUUACCGCUCAGAACGUCCAGACUCUACUCGUCGCCGAGAUUUUGUGCGGUAUUCCUUGGGGUAUCUUUCAAACACUGACUAUUACGUAUGCGUCUGAGGUCUGUCCCGUAGCUCUUCGUGGCUACUUGACCACAUACGUCAACUUCUGCUGGGGUUUGGGCCAGGAGAUCGGUAUAGGAGUAAUUCACUCUAUGCUUAAGCGUGACGACGAAUGGGCGUAUCGUAUCCCCUAUGCUCUUCAAUGGAUAUGGCCGUUGCCACUCUUCAUUGGUAUCUUCUUUGCGCCCGAGUCACCUUGGUGGCUGGUCCGAAGAGGCCGUAACCAGGAUGCUAAGGAAGCACUACUUCGUUUGACUAGUCUGGAUCGCGAGACUGAUUUCGACGCCGACGAAACCAUCGCCAUGAUGGUACACACCACUGCCCUCGAAGAGAAAAUCACAGCAGGAGCAUCUUACUGGGACUGUUUCAAGGGUACUGACCGUCGCCGUACGGAGAUUGUUUGUAUGGUCUGGGCCAUCCAGAAUUUGAGCGGCAAUUCCUUCUCCAAUUAUUCCACCUAUUUCCUCGAGCAGGCCGGACUUUCAGCAGAUAAGGCAUACUCGUUUGCACUCGGCCAGUACGGUAUCAACAUGGCUGGAGUCUUUGGCGCCUGGGGACUUAUGAGUUUGGGCAUUGGCCGGCGAUCUAACGUUGUGGGCAUCAUCAACAGUAUCCUCACACCAUAUAUGCUCAACCCUACAGCGUGGGAUUGGGGCAACUAUGCAGGCUUCUUUUGGGGCGGAAUUUGCUUUCUGUGCAUCAUCUAUACUUUCUUCCGUCUGCCAGAGCCAAGCGGGCGCACCUUUGCAGAACUUGACGUGCUUUUCGAGCGAGGCAUCAGCGCAAGAAAGUUCGCGUCAACCGAGGUGGAUGUGUUUCAUGAGACAGUGGAGGAGAAUGUUAUGAACCGCUAUGAGGAGCUGGCGGAUACUUCAUCUGAGAAGGCCCACGAAAAGGCAUAG
Fusarium sp. VM40 is the source of this 1500-nucleotide messenger RNA. NCBI's taxonomy places the organism in Eukaryota, Fungi, Ascomycota, Sordariomycetes, Hypocreales, Nectriaceae. The record is from the annotation of a GenBank genome assembly.